UAGGUCUCGUGUCUGGAAAGAUACUUCACGUCUGCUCGAUCCCCACAAGAAAGGAAAUGGAAAACGGGCCGACUGAGAGAUGGCGUGUUAGGGUGAACGAAAGGCUGAACAAGACGUCGGAAACCACCAUACGAGGCACUCUCGCGAAGAUAAUCAGAAAUCUUAAUAAAGAUGAUCCAAGGCCAACUGUGCCUCUCGGCCAUGGCGACCCCUCCAAGUUUCCCUGCUUCCGAACUACCCCCGUAGCUGAAGAUGCCAUUGUUGAUGCCGUCCGCUCCGCUAAGUUUAACUCUUAUAUACCCAGUGGUGGAAUUCUGCCGGCAAGGAGGGCUAUAGCAGAUUAUCUGUCUCGUGAUCUUCCAUACGCAUUGUCAGCAGAUGAUGUUUAUCUCGCACUGGGAUGCAAUCAAGCAAUUGAAGUAAUACUGACAGUUCUAGCCUGCCCGGGUGCCAACAUUCUGCUUCCAAGACCCGGUUUCCCAUACUAUGAGGCUCGUGCGGAAUAUCUGCAACUCGACGUCCGUCAUUUUGAUCUUAAUCCAGAAAAGGGUUGGGAGGUUGAUCUUGAGGGUGUUGAAGCCCUUGCUGAUGAGAAUACCGCUGCCAUUGUCAUCAUAAACCCCGGCAAUCCUUGUGGAAGUGUCUAUACACACCAACAUUUGAAGAAGAUUGCAGAGACAGCAAGAAAGCUGGGCAUUCUGGUGAUUGCAGAUGAAGUUUAUCACCACCUCACAUUUGGAACAAACCCAUUUGUGCCAAUGGGUGCAUUUGGAUCAAUAGUGCCUGUCAUCACUCUGGGGUCUAUAUCAAAGAGAUGGCUAGUACCAGGUUGGCGACUUGGUUGGCUAGUGACAUGUGAUCCUAAUGGCAUCCUUCAAAAAUUGGGGGUUGUAGAAUGCAUUAUGGGUUGUAUGGAGAUGACAUCUGAUCCGACAACAUUUAUUCAGGGUGCGAUUCCACACAUCCUUGAAAAAUCUGGGGAGGAAUUCUUUUCAAAAACUAUUGACGCCCUUAGGGUUGCUGCAUACACAUGUUAUGAUAGAAUUAAGGAAAUCCCUUGCAUUAUUUGCCCAAACAAACCAGAGGGAUCCAUGUUUGUGAUGGUGAAGCUAAAUAUCUCAUCAUUGGAAGACAUUAAUGAUGAUGUGGAGUUUUGUCUCAAGCUGGCUAAAGAGGAAUCAGUUAUUGUUUUACCAGGGGCCGCUGUUGGAAUGAGAAAUUGGUUGCGCAUAACUUUCGCAAUUGAUCCUUCAACUCUUGAAGACGGACUCGAGAGAAUUACAGCCUUCUGUCAAAGGCAUGCCAAGAAAAAAUAAUAUCUAUUCAAAGUUACAAGAUUGAGCGGUGGUGAUCAACAACUAUGCGUUGGAUCUCAUGUUCAAGCAGGUUUCUCGUAGUGCUUUCCAUGAAUUUCAGGAAAAAUAAUUGUGAUGGGAUUUGUUAAUAAAACUCUCUCUUUGAUGUUUUGCUACUCAAACGAGGCAUAACAGACAGAGGACGAUGAUCGGCAACUUCUUGUUGCAUGAUCUUGUGUUGUUAUUGUUAUGUUGGUCAACAUCUCGUUGUAUGAUCCAUACUCUUAUGCAAUACAUAAAAGAUAAGAUUUCAGUCAA
Messenger RNA from Juglans microcarpa x Juglans regia, 1613 nucleotides. RefSeq names its product nicotianamine aminotransferase 1-like. Bases 57 to 1316 code for a protein of 419 amino acids. NCBI's taxonomy places the organism in Eukaryota, Viridiplantae, Streptophyta, Magnoliopsida, Fagales, Juglandaceae. The record is from RefSeq and is a predicted model, not a curated record. Gene Ontology annotation, biological process: amino acid metabolic process; biosynthetic process. The transcript has 7 exons. Gene Ontology annotation, molecular function: transaminase activity; pyridoxal phosphate binding.